Molecule: messenger RNA, 675 nt
Organism: Aspergillus melleus
Lineage: Eukaryota; Fungi; Ascomycota; Eurotiomycetes; Eurotiales; Aspergillaceae
Product: PITH domain-containing protein
Exons: 3
Coding region: 1-675 (224 amino acids)
Cellular component (GO): nucleus
Source: RefSeq, a predicted model, not a curated record
AUGUCUGGGAAUCACCAUCAUCACGAUCAUGGCGGGCAUUGCCACGGGGAAGACGGACAUGAUCAUUCUAACGACAUUACCCCCGCUAUUCAGUCCCUCCUGUACUCGCAGAUCCAGUUCGAUUCUAUCACGACGUUGAACGAGGCUGUUCCAAACUCCGGGGCUGCGAUCGCCCAGAAGACGUGGGCGGAAAGACUGAACGACCAACCCGAACUUGAAAGCGAUGCGGACGAGCAACUGCUUAUGUAUAUCCCGUUUACCGGACAAGUCAAGGUUCAUUCACUCCUUCUUUAUACCGCGCCGACCCUAUCCGUUCCCAAAACCCUGAAACUUUUCAAGAACCGGGAUGAUCUGGAUUUUGCAACGGCCUCGGAGCUCACGCCCACUCAAACAAUUGAGGUUCCACAGCCGGUUCCGGGAGCAGAUAUCUUCGAGUUGCCCUUGAAUCGUGCACACUGGAAUACCACCACCUCCAUCACCUUGUUUUUUGAAGACAACUGGAGCGAUGGGGAGGAAGAGGUCACCAAAGUUGGAUACAUCGGUUUCAAGGGUCAGUUCAUGGCACUGAAUCGGGAGCCGGUCAAUUUCCUCUACGAAGCAGCUGCCAACCCCGGUGAUCACAAGGCAAUCCAGGGGGUGAACGAUGUAGGAGGCAGAGUCAUGCCGGGCCAGUGA